Messenger RNA from Necator americanus (New World hookworm), 7197 nucleotides. RefSeq lists its product as uncharacterized. Gene Ontology annotation, cellular component: cytoplasm. Bases 1 to 7197 code for a protein of 2398 amino acids. The record is from RefSeq and is a predicted model, not a curated record. Lineage: Eukaryota; Metazoa; Nematoda; Chromadorea; Rhabditida; Ancylostomatidae. The transcript has 57 exons.
AUGGCUGCGGCCAAAGUUGAACGGCUAGAAAGAGCGAUCAAUACUUUAGAAGCUGCUCUGAAGGCAAAUGAUCUUAUUCCAUCUAGCAAGAAGACUGUUUCUUAUGAUAAAGAACGAAAUGCUUGUACAGAAAUCAGAAGCAUCAUUGUUGCGAACGACUUCAACAACCUUUAUAAGGCAGAUCGUCGCUAUGGCGAUCUCCUUGCAAAAGGUGUUGAAAUGAUCUUUAGAAUGGUGAAUCAUGUUGAUCAGGAUAUUCGAACAUACGCUGAGGAAUCCUUGGACGCUGUGUUAAGGAGUCUUCUGCUUGGCUUUUAUCAUUCUCGAGUACUGGUACUACUUAUUACCGAGAUCGGACGCACUAACGCUGCUAGAUCGGUGGUGUGUGCUCUCCGACGUUUAGCUCACCUCGUUCACUUCAGUAAAUGUAAUCGCGUCGUGAGUUACGGAGUUCACAUCCUUUCGGCACUGACAGCAUUGAUGAAAAGGCCAGAAGAAGCCAUUCAAAGCGCAAUAAUUUCCUAUUCUGGUUUACUUUUUGAUACGCUUGGCCCAAGAAUGAGAAGUCAACACUCGGAGAAAGCUUUUGACCUUUACUGUGCUGCUGCAGACAACCUCGAAUUGAAUGGAACUGCAAAUCGAGCUGCCGUUACAGUUAUUGCUCAAAUCGCUACAUAUUAUCCAUCAGUGAUGAACAAAGCUUUCCUCAGAUGUAUGGUGAACGUUCGAGAUGCUGAUGAUGUCUCUAAUCGCACUCGACUUAUUGGUUCACUGAACACAUUGAAGGCUAUUUGGCCACUUCUUUCUGAGCCAGGAUGUUCCGUUACACAGGAUAAUAUCAAAAUUGUCAUAUGUAGUGUCUUGUGUUGUCUCUAUUCUACAUUUAGUGAGGUUAUCGUUCCUAGUAUCGAACUUCUGGAAAAAAUCAUGACCAACCCGCUUCCUUGGUUACGGGAUUUUUUGCCUUUAAAUUUUGACGUAGCUCCAUCAUUUCUAUCAAAACUUUCAAGUGUUGAUCGUCCUUCUCGAAGUGGUUCACCUAUACCUGGGAUUGAAUCCUCGCUCCCACCUUCUUCCCUUGGAUCCAUGCUUGAUGUGGCAGAGCCCAGUGUUGAUAUAUGCGACUUCAAUGCUCCGUUACUGUUACCCGAACGUACUUCAGACCCGUCAACAAGUGGGAAUUCUACACCUACAAUUGAGGAUGAGAUUAUUGAUCCUCUUAUCCAUGCUGAUUUAUACGAAGAGGUUACUAAGGGAGACAAGUUUGGAAUUGAUGCGGUUUCGACCUCACAACAACCAUUUGGUUCUCCUGACGAAUCUCUCGGAAUUCUCAAACAUCUCCCUCGAGACGUUUGCGACAAUUCCGCUAAUUGUUUUGUCUACACGGCAGCUAUGCUUGGAAAACGGUUUUUACUGGCUGGAUUGAAGGGGCUGAAGAGUGAUCGCGAUGUACGGAUAUCGCACAAGAUUCUAGCUUUGAAUUGUAUAACAACAAUUACAAAGCACGAGAAUCUUUCCAAAACAACAUUACUGUUUGGCGAUUUCGAGCAGAAUUUGACCGAAGUUUCGCGAUUUAUUUUACACGACGACGACCAGUUGUGUGCUUCAACCGUCGCUUUCCUUUUUAGCCUGGACAAGUACGAUACUGGCAUCGGUGACAACUCUCAUAAUUAUCGACGUGUAAUGAGAGCCUUCCAACCUAUAAGAAAACGGUCGGUGCUGCAGGCGGCUAUUGGUCAACAGCAUAUCCUCAGUGCCCUUGGAAUUCUUCCAGAAGCUCUUCAUCUAGCAACCGUUGAGGUGUCGUCGACAUUCUUUUUGUUGAAGGUUACUUGCGCAGAGUUUUUAAGUUCGCUGAAAUGGAGUUUGAUGAGUUCUUCUAUAAGAAACGAGUGGCAGUAUCAGUGUCUCAACGCUUAUUUUGAUCUUUUGUUUUCUGAUGACAGUAAAGUUGCGCAAGCUGCGCUUAAUGGGCUAGAGCAGUUGGUAAAAAAUUCUGACUUUACUGAGUAUUCUGGAGUAUUCGCUGCUCGGGUUCCAGAUGAUCUAAUCUCUUUCGAAAAGGAAUCUCUACCAGCGGUGCUGAAUAUGCCCAAUGAAUAUCGAUUUCGGGGAGAAUCCCCUGAUUUUGUUGUUGAAUCGAACUUGGAGGAGAUUUUGAGUGAAUUAUCUGAUUAUCUUACUACUAAUGUGCUGAAGCGAUCGGCUGGCUUUUGUUUUACACUGGAGGCCUUGUUAAAGGCAUUUCCACCUUCAGUGUAUCACGAUUCCUGGGAUUGUUUAAGCAAACAGCCGUCGACAACAACCGGUUUCCUCUCCACUGUCUUAGAACUAUGCGAGUUAAAUCUCAAUUCCACUCACAAACUCUCUGCAGGCCUUAGAGUCAUAGCUGCUCUAUUUGCAGCUCACUGCGAAAGUUACAUGAUGAACGUGGUCCAAGAGCAAGCCACUGUUGAUCGUUUAACGUUACCACGUCUACCAGAUCAACUUCUUCUUGAUCGACUUUUGUUGAUGCCCUUAAGAGUGCUGAACAUGUAUUACUCAUUAAUUGCGGAAUAUCGUUCGGUGAUAUCACAAUCCUCAACAUCCAUUUUGUCUCGUCCGACACUUUCACCUCUGCCAACGAAGAAGAUUUCUCCUUCACGUAUCGCCGAUAUCUCAAGGCUACUAGGAACAAGUAUUCAUCCGACUCUUCAGACCAGCUACCUCGAAUGUCCCACUGUAAAACAAAUAUUCCACAGUGUUGAAGGGGCCCAUAGGAAUUUCUUGGAAAGACUCGAUGGCGAAUGUGAAUCGAGAUUUGCCCUCUUACUUCAUGCGGCUCUGGACUGCUUAGGAACAAUGUGUGAAAUGUUGACGUUUUCCCAGUUGCGUCCACUGCUGCAAGAAAUUCUGCUCUAUGUUAAGGUGACUUUGGAAGUCUGUCCAGAUGGUUGUACAAAACUACUUCAUCAGUUAUUCAAAGUUGUUUUCGGAAAAAACACAGCUAAUAUCAACUUGGACAUUCUACAAUCCAUGAAAAUGAAGGAUCCUCUUCCUCCAUUGAAUGAAGCCGAGAUGCUGUAUCUUCGUUAUGCGAAUGAAUUCACGUUGUUUUCUGCAUUUGUUAGUCGAAAGGAGUACAUGGAUACUUUUGUGCUGAGGAGCCUUGGUUGGCUUAAGACAGACAUGCUGUCAAAAGUGCACAAUCCGCCUCCCAACGAAAUCACUCCAGCGCUUGAGCUAUUUGAAGGAUUUGUGACAGUCUUGCUGCAGAUCUACGGAGCAUUUCAAUCCAUUCCAUGCAAACGUGCUAUACUUGGAGUGAUGUGCGAAUUACCUCGAGAUGGUAUCAUUUAUGCGAUGGCUGACCCUAAGAAAGUGCUGUUUGAAUCAGUUACCACCCAAUUGUAUGAUCCAGGCACAGGCAACAAAGAGUUAUUAACUGAGAUAGCACUAUAUCUUAUUGUGUUGGCAAGAACUACCGUCAUAAAAUAUGAUCAGGUUUCUCGAGUUGCUGUUGAGCUCAUUGAAAAAGCUGUCCAAAGCAAUGUAAAUGAAAUUCUCUCUGCUGUCGAGGUAAUACUGCUGGAAAUGUUGUUCGUACAGCGUUCUGAUCCUCAAGUGAUUUAUUCGGCUUUUCAAAACAAAUCAAAAAGUUUGUUCAAGAUGAGUAGUCAACGCACGCUACUGCUGUGGACUCUGUUUCUACAUGCUUCGAGAAGCGACGAAAAUCGAUGGUCCUCCACGUCAAUAGAUUUCUUCGCUGCUUACUCCGAAUUUUCGAUGGAAUCCUCUGACUCGGCGCUGAACCACUCAGUUUUUGCGGUAGUAACGACACUUGCGUGCAUGGUUCCAGCUAUGUAUCGACCUGUAGAUAGCGUUUUCCAGCUAUUCCAAAAUUCUAUCGAUAAUGAGGGAAUUACUUUAAAUGUGAAGCUUAAACGAAGUGUUCCUCUGCUUUUCUCCAUUUUUAACAAUGUGGCUGAGGAGAAGUUACUCAUGCGGAUUGAGCAAAUGAUGGAAGAACCAUUAGAAUGGCUUGUGGGCAGUAUUUACUACCUUCUUUUGUCAAGUUCACUAGUUGCGGCGAAAAGUGAUGGCAUAGUAGUGGAGUACACACUUUUCCUUCUUCAGACAGUGGUUAACUUGAUUAAAGCAGAAAGCUAUCCGAAACUUUGUGCUGGUCUACAGGCUCGUCUUAAGAAAGCCGACUCGCUCCCAAUUCGUCCUCUUGUCGCCACCCAACCUGCUCUUUUGUCUCAAUGGCUGCAGUUAAUGCAUCUCUGUGAUGAGCCAGCGGACAAAUAUAUAGAUUUUGAUCAGUGCACGGAAUAUGUAAUAAGGCUGGUUGACUCAUUUUCACCAUCACCAGAUGAUCUGGAUUUAGAAGAUUCGGAGGACGACUUACCUCCAACACCUGCUUUGCUAACAGAAACUCCUCUUGUAGAGUUCUGCAGGACAAUGUUCAUAGGAUCGUUAUGGUGCAGGCAUCCAAGAGUGUUUCGUACAUUGCUGUCAUUAGAGUCACCGGAUAUUUAUUAUGUGUAUGAGUGCAUUACUGACGAUAGACGCGAAUGUUUCCUUGGACAUCUUCUGAACUCUAUGUCAGCAGGGCUCGUUUCGCAGAUGGCGUUUCCUGAUGCAUACAAGACUGCAGUUUCAAAAGCACAAGAAGUCCUAGACAUUGUCUACGACCUCGUCGAAUUUGAAGGAGAAAUUGACAAAAAUGCGUUACGUCUAAAGGUUUUUGUGCUAUCGCGCCUGCCUAAGCUGAAUGCUCAUGAUCUGGCGUGGGGCGAUUUCACCUCUAAUGAAUUAGUCGCCUUGUUAGACUUUGCUGCAGAGGAAAUGACUCUUCCUGCUUGUAAUAUGCGAGCUACCUGUGAUGGGUUGAUUUUUUUACUGGAACACAAAUCAACGAGAGAAAUAUUUUCAAGAGAUAUUUACUAUGGUAUUCUGAGUAUUAAAAAAGUUCUUGAAACAAUCCUUCUGCUUCUUGGAGGGAAACAGCCAUGGAAGUUUGACCACUCAUCAGUUAUUGAUAAAAUUAGCAUAGUAACGGGUAACAAUGUUGUUUCUUCAUCAGAUUUCGAUGAUUUUGGCGGUUUGGACGGGUUCAUAGGUACACUAUUCAAUGAUGUGCAUAAUAUUUGUCAUAUAUACCGACCUCAAGUCUCCAAAGAUCUACAACAUCUUGAGAAAUUUUGUAGAGUGCUUUUACGACAUCCGGUGCUGCAUCGUCUAGCAAUAGUCCCAUAUACUGCUUUAAAGAUGAACUGGAAGCUUCGGAUUGAAUUGCGAGAAAAUGCAAUACACGUACCAUUGGUGAACAUCCAUCUUUUGUCCAACAUGGACAUUCUCAAUGAUUUUACGUGGAGGAUUAAUUGGCUUGGUUGGAUUUCUCGUCAGCAGUUUGAAGACUUCUGGAUGUCACUUUUUGGUGUGCUUUCAUCAACUCCGACGGGCAACGAGCUCACCUCGGAUAGCUCAGCGAACCUUGCUGAGCAAAUUCUAGCCAGUAGUCUUGCGGUUUCUGUUCUUACGGAUAUUCUUAUAUGUAGUCUUCUCUAUCCUGAACCUGGUAAUCCACCAACGGGUCGUUUUAUCAUUAAACAUCGCGAGCGAAAUGAACCAUUCUAUCAGUCGAAAUCCAUGCAAAUACUGUGCUGGCUGAAAUCACGUUUGACUCGUGAUCAAGAACCAUUGCAGGUGUACCGCAGAAAUCUAGAACGGCUCAAUUACAAGGGAGAAGAAUAUGGAUUUGGUCAGUUGUCCGCUCUGUCGUUAUGGACUUUGACUGGAGUACUGAACGAGGAGAACCCUCAGCAAUUGGGUAAAACAGAUAGUCCGAAAAUGCGUAUUUCACUGUCAGAAUAUCUUCUAAAAACUACAUGUGAGCUUGAUACAGCUUCAUCAGUGCGAGCGCUGUUUGAGAACUAUUCACAUUGGUUCGCUCGGGGCCUACAGCACCUUCCUUUACCAUUGUUGUCGUCUACAGUUAAAUCGAUGGCAAUACUAUCUGAUUUAUUCGAUGACUCAGCCUCAUACGAGUUCUUAUACGUUCAAAUGAGGAAUGUGUUUCGAGGAGGCUUCCUCACAGGUCAUCCCGAUAUCGGCUAUGUAAUUUAUAGUCUGCUGAAAUCGGUAACAGUUAUUGGUUUAGAAAAUGCAUCAAGAGGUAUGACAGAAGCUGACAUGGCGAAACAGAUUCUUACAUGGGUUGAGUACGGCUUAACUUUUUGGUCACCUUUUGUUCGCGAAGCCACAUUGCACGGAUUUAUCUACCUCUUACAAUCCAUGACGUUGGACCCGUUAAAACCUGUCGUCCAAUACGUGACCGGGUUUUUAUUAGAAGAAACAAAAAAGCAGCUUUCUGUGACUGAUCCAAUUAACGUAAUGGACAUACCAGCAUCGCUUGAGUAUUCCAAUCUUUUGUGGGCUGUAUCAUUUCGAAUUAUGGAAGAACCGCUACAAGUCUCAUUCAAAAACACGUUGAUUCAGCGAACCUGUGAAACUUUUACUGUGAUGAAUUUACCACCAUAUCUCUUACCGGUUGUUACUAGUGGUAUCGAAGCGCUUGCACUACAUAGUGCCAGUUAUUUGCCGCAGUUCCUUCAAUUAGUCCAUGGUUGUCUUAAAUCAUAUGCAACGAUCUCUUCCACUUUUCAAUAUGCGCUACGCGUUCUCAUAGUUUGUGUCUUUAGACAAGAAGCUGAUCCACGAAGGGCAAGUGCUCAGAAAUUUGAACCAAUCUUGGAGGAGUUGUAUAGUGUAUAUCGGCGAUGUGAUGUACGUGAUGCCGAUUUGAUAAGUUUUGUACUACCGUCUGUUCUACUUCGUCUUUAUCCUGAAGAACGUGUACUUAGUGUAAUAUUAGAUUUUUGUGCCCCUCUAAAAACAGGUAAUUAUCCGAACCACAUCUGUCAAUCGCUGCGAAUGAUGUUUGAGUUUUUCGAACGAAUGAGAGACAGUCAGCGUCUUUCGUCAAUGAUGGUGUUUGCACAGCAAGUAAUUUCACGUCUACAAACAAAACCAAUUUCAUCCAGAGAUGACCGAGCUGUAGCUAGUUGCUUGCUGUCUGCCAUAUCCCCAUAUGAGGAUAUUGCCUACAGAUUUCACGUUUAUUUGGCCUCGGUGGAUUCAUCGGAAACAUUCGAAGAAUCAUACGAAUUCUUGAUGAGGAAAGCCACUGAAGAGUACUCGUCAUCUUGUUAA